AUGCUUCUCGCCAUCAUCGUCGCCAUCGUUGGCGUCGCAAAUUCGGCAAAAGUGCUACUUAUGCCAAGCAUCCUUUAUCCAAUGCAUGGAUAUACAAUGAAACAUCUUGCUGAUGAAUUAGUUCGGCGAAAGCAUGACGUCACAUGGCUGGAGUAUGGACCAACACAGUCAAAAAUAUCACUUAAAAAAGGAGUCAGAAGAUUAUAUUGGCCUGUACAAUUCGAUGAUCAGACGUUGACCGAUAUAUACGUACAUCGGAAUCAUUCUAGUCAUAGUGAGAUCUGGGACCCAAAUUUUGACCUACCAAAUGAGCAAACGACAGCGUGGUUGGCUUCAGUGAGAUUAUGUGAUCGACUGUUGGCCAAGAAUAAAAGAAAAUUCGACGAUCUCGCUAAGGAGAGAUUUGAUACUGUUGUGGUUGAUGACCUCUACAAUCCCUGCGGUUUGCUACAGGUAGCAUUAAAAGGUUCUGUCUACAUCUACUGGAGUAUGACUUCACUGAGGACCGAAUCUGCAUGGGCAAAUCAAAGCCCGUCGCCUCCGAGUUACUUACCUGUACCGGGCACAAAACUCACAGAUGAUCUCACAUUUUUCGAGCGAACAUUUAAUCUAAUCUCCUACCUCCGUGCUCUAUACAUUCAUCAUCAUAUCGUAUUGCCUCGGAUCGAUGCUGUUUUUCAGAAACACUAUCCUGGAAUUGCAACAGCUUUUGACAUUGAACGAAAUGCGUCAAUAAAUUUUGUGAAUAACCCGCCUAUAUUCGAUUUUGCCAGACCGUACAUGCCAAGGGUGAACUUCGUUGGAGGACUACAUUGUCGAAAUGCGACCGCUCUCGGUGGUGCGGUCAGCAAUUUCGUUGAAGCAGCUAAUGAUGAAGAAGGAUUCGUGCUUAUCACUAGUGGAUUUACAGCUCAAUGGGAAAAAGCACCAGAAUGGGUUAAGGAUACGUAUUUGGGAACGUUUCGUGCGUUGCCGCACGUACGAUUCGUUUGGCAGUACAAUGGCGACCCAAUCCCACAUCUUCCUCCGAAUGUUUUCACGCAAUCCUGGUUACCUCAACAGGAUCUUUUAGGUCAUCCGAAAUGCCGCGUACAUAUUUCACAUGGUGGCCUCAACAGCGUUAUUGAAUCUGUAUGGCAUGGAGUACCAACGAUCGGUGUUCCACUUACUGUUGCUGGCUACGAUAACCUGCUAAGAAUAUCGGCACGAGGAGCUGGUCUACUUAUCACUAAAGAUGAACUUAGUCAAGAGAAACUGCUGUGGGCACUUAAAGAAAUACGUAGAAAGACGUACAAGGAUGAAAUGUUGGUGUUCCAAGAUAUGUUACGUGACGUACCGUACUCUGAACUUACACAUGCAGCGUUCUGGGUUGAGUUCAUCGAAAGGCAUCAAGAGGUGCCACACGCGCGUUCAGGAGCGGACAAGCUGAACGUCUUCCAGUAUUUCCUCAUCGACGUUAUCCUCUUUAUGAUAUCUGUUCUAUUACUAUUUUUCGCCACUGUAUACUUUGUUAUUAGAACAAUGUUCAGAGUAAUUAGCGUUUCUUCGGCAUCAGAAUACGGUGAAUCCCCAGCAGCUUGCAGUAGACACGGAUUGCAAGCUGCAAAAUCCAAGAACAACCAACCGCACAUGCUGGAGCGCUGCAAGUUCACCGCUAUCAAUACAGCAUAA
Molecule: messenger RNA, 1671 nt
Organism: Necator americanus (New World hookworm)
Lineage: Eukaryota; Metazoa; Nematoda; Chromadorea; Rhabditida; Ancylostomatidae
Exons: 14
Coding region: 1-1671 (556 amino acids)
Molecular function (GO): UDP-glycosyltransferase activity
Source: RefSeq, a predicted model, not a curated record